AGGCACUAGGACCCUGCAGGUGCAGCAGAGAUUUUUCAAUAAUGUGCAGUGCAGUCGCGUUCACAGGAGCGCGAGGGCAGCUGCCACAGCGUCCCUCUGGCGCAGCUGCUCCACAAUCUCCAAAACACUGAUCGCGAAUACGGAUCCAGAAACACAGUCUGGGAUCAUCGUUCCUGGCUUCUCCGCGACGCAGCGCAACAUCGCUCUUCAUCACCGGCGCAUCCAGCCGACAUGGCCUCAUCCGUGAGCGGAGCGGAGGAAGUGCGCGUGUCGGCGUUGACGCCCCUGAAGUUGGUGGGUCUGGUGUGUAUUUUCCUCGCGCUGUGCCUGGAUGUUGGGGCCGUGCUGAGUCCGGCGUGGGUCACCGCGGAUGACCAGUACCACCUGUCCCUGUGGGAGUCGUGCAGGAAGCACGCUGCCUCCGUGGACUGGCGGUGCGACAGCACGCUGGGGCAGCAAGGGAGCGAUUGGCAGAUCGCCACAUUGGCUUUGUUGUUGGGUGGAGCAUUCCUUAUCCUCCUCUCCUUCCUGGUGGCCCUGGUGUCUGUCUGCAUUCGCUCCAGGAGACGCUUCUACCGACCGGUUGCUGUUAUGCUCUUUGCCGCAGUGGUCCUGCAGGCCUGCUGCUUGGUGCUGUAUCCCAUCAAGUUCAUCGAGACCAUCAGUUUGAGAAUAUACCACGAGUUUAACUGGGGGUACGGUCUGGCUUGGGGAGCCACCAUCUUCUCCUUCGGAGGAGCCAUUCUCUACUGCCUGAACCCUAAGAACUACGAAGAUUACUACUAAACGUGCUACAACACCCACGAUGCACUUCAAUGUCCUCUUCACUGUUGUGAUAGCAGCUCAUGCACUGAACGUUCAUAUGGAACUGACCCUCAACUUUGCAAACACACACAAAGACCCUUAAAAUGCAGGGCAAUGUCGAGAUACAUCGAUUUUGAUUCUUUUUCCCUCUAUCACGCAAUUAAACCCCAUCAAACUCUCGCUCUUUUUCCGUAUGUCAUCUCUCCCUCUCUCUCUCUUCUCAUGUCAUUCUAACACCUCUGAUCUUCCUCUGACUGUCAGAUGAGCAUCUGACUCCAGAUGUCAGCCUAUGUUCACAGGAAUACUGCCAGUCUGUGAUGUAAUCAGUGGGGAAACCUCCAUCUGUGGUGGGAUCUUAAACAAGGCAGACAGAAGUCUACAAAUCUGACAGUAAAACUGUGCCAUGAUAGACACAUUUGAAAGAGAAAAGAAGGUUUAAAGACAAAAUUAAACUGUUCAGAAUGCACCCGAGAACAUAAAAUUCAAAUCACGCAACAGUGUUAGUAGUACAGUUAAAGCACUAAUCAGCCAAACUUAAGUCAUCUGUAUUAUUACAAACUGGUCAGAAAGACCUUAUGCUUGAGGUGUGGGAACAUUCACGAAAUUUGUGUGCAAAAAAGGUCAAUAAUCAAUAGCUUUAAGUCACUUUCAAACCAAGCAGCUUUCUGUUGGUCCGCAAAUCUACCUGGAGAACUUUUUUGUCCUCCUAUAAAACUCCCAAUCGCAUGGAUUCCUAUUGGAAUGACUGGGUUUCGCCACAAAUUUUCACUGAUCAACAGUUAAUGUUAGUAAUGGUAAAAAAAAUAUUUGAGAAAUAUCGAAGGUCCAUCUAUUGUCAGCACUGUAGUUAUGUAUGAAGCACAACUUCAUUCCCCUUUGCUUGUAUUUCCACUGAAAGGACUAUUUUCAAUGCGAAAACUGUGUUGGUCAAUGCGGCGAAAUCACAUGACCAAUUUGAACCCAUUGUGAAAUCGUUUACCCUCCCUUCCUGUGGAUUUCUAUUGAAAUGACUGCGAAAAUGUGCAGAACAACGGUAAAUAUACCACCUUUAUCCACAGAUGUGCAUCAAAGCAUAAUUACUCUCAUAAAACACUAAGAAGCUGAGACUCAUGUUACUUUAAGCACAGAUCAUGUACAUAGCACAUGAAUCGUCACCAUACACUUACUUUGUGCACAUCUGGAAACAUAUCUCCGCAUAUCUCAUAUUCAGUUUAAAGGGAUUUGGUAGAAGAUACUUUGCAUUGUAGAAAACCUAGGUCUUGUGGUGUAACCAAGCCUUGCAUAUAGACUAGUUUUUUGACCGGUAUCUGAAGAGUGAUUAUUAGUCUUCUUUUGCAUAAGUAUCCAUACAGGUAGUUAAAGGCAGAUUGUAGGGUUGUCUUUUUUAGCACUGUCAGUCUGUUGUGCGCAUGUUGGUGUGUCUGAAUGAGGGUGCAUGUAUCAUCUGAGUGCGUGUUUGAGUGAUUGUGUGCUUUCUGUUGGGAUUUUUCUGUCCCGGAUGCAGUUGUGACAUAUUGUACUAAUUUAUAUACUAACCAAAUAAAGAUAUAAAAAGAA
Messenger RNA from Labeo rohita (rohu), 2361 nucleotides. RefSeq names its product transmembrane protein 47 (gene tmem47). The record is from RefSeq and is a predicted model, not a curated record. Gene Ontology annotation, cellular component: cell-cell junction; membrane. The coding region runs from base 232 to 786 and encodes 184 amino acids. The transcript has 3 exons. Lineage: Eukaryota; Metazoa; Chordata; Actinopteri; Cypriniformes; Cyprinidae. Gene Ontology annotation, biological process: cell-cell adhesion.